CUUUGGCGUAGAGUUCAAGCUGCGCUGUCAACAACGUGUGUAUGUUGAAAAUGUCUGUAGAUCAAGUGAUCAUUUUCUUUAUUUAGCUGGAAACAAAGCACACGGCGUGUUGCAGAUCUCGUCUUGUUGAAAAAGCAUCUGCCCAAAAUGAGAAACCUCAGUCUGCUGCAGCGCUGGAGAUGUUUGGAUCUUCCGAUUCCAGGAUCUCCGCAGUGUUUCGCCAUCAGGAGUGAUGCUGGGACAGUUCUGGUGGCCUCUGAGCUCUCCAUCACUGAGUAUAACCCUCGGACCGGAGAGGUUUAUAAUGAGGCGUCUCUGACUGCAGACGACUAUCUCCCAGAAGAUGGUAGUGGUGUUGUUGUGGCGAUUCAAGACCUGCCAGAUCAGGAGUCCGUGUGUGUGGCUACAGCGAACGGUGAUGUCAUUCUGUACAACCUCAACACCAAUCAGAUAGAAUGUGUUGGUAGUGUAGACAGUGGACUAACCGGUAUGACAUGGAGUCCAGAUCAAGAGUUAGUGACACUAACCACAGGUCAGCACACUAUUAUCAUGAUGACAAAAAACUUUGAAUCUAUAACCGAGGUGGAAAUCCAUCAGGAUGACUUUGGUGAAGAUAAAUUCAUCACAGUUGGUUGGGGGAAGAAAGAGACGCAGUUUCAUGGUUCUCAGGGCAAGCAGGCAGCCCAGAGGAAAGCCGCUGAAGUGCAGCCUGCCGUGCCAUGGGACGACAGGAAGCCCAGGAUCACGUGGCGUGGCGAUGGACAGUUCUUUGCUGUUAGUGCUGUUUGUCCACUGACCGGUGCUCGAAAAGUUCGAGUGUGGAACCGAGAAUGUGUCCUGCAGGCCACCAGUGAGGUUGUCAAUGGUCUGGAGCAGCCUCUUAGCUGGAAACCCUCAGGCAGCCUGAUCGCUUCCACACAGCGACACCCAAACAAACACAGCGUGGUGUUUAUGGAAAAGAAUGGACUGCUGCAUGGAGAUUUUACACUGCCCUUUGACAAAGAACAGGUCAAGGUGAAGGAGCUGUUGUGGAACAGUGACUCUACUGUGCUGGCUGUCUGGAUGGAGGAUUUAAAAGCAGAGAAUGGUCAUCCAAACACAUACAUUCAGCUGUGGACUGUGGGGAAUUAUCACUGGUAUCUAAAGCAGAGUUUACAUUUUGGCAAUGAGCCUCUGAAAGCUCCAGCAGGUGUGUGCUGGGAUCCGGAGAAGCCCUUGCGUCUUCAUCUCCUGACACGUGGAUGGGCCAGCUACACUUACGAGUGGGGUUGGAACACCCAGCGUAGUCAUGGCAACGACUCCUAUGACAAUGCAAAUGUGGCCGUGAUUGAUGGAGAUAAAGUCCUGGUGACAACUUUUCGCCAGUGUGUGAUCCCACCACCUAUGUGUGCAUUUGAGCUUCAACUUCCUGUUCCUGUCAACUUGAUCACCUUUCAUUCUCAAGUACAGAGGACCAAUGAGCUCGCAGCUCUCGCGGCCGAUGGGUGCAUUCAUGUAUACAGUCAGGGGAGUGGUGCUGGUAAAGAUGAUGUUCCUGGUUCCGGAUUUAAAGUUGUUUCAGCACCAUUAGAACUACAAAAGACAUACAGGGUCGACAUGGAUCAGGAUGAACCUCUGACACUACGCUUGCUGCUUUGGUUAAAUGAGGACACAUUUUUGGCGGUAGUUUAUGGGAAAAGCUUGAGCCGGAUUCUAAAACUCACGCCAUCUGAUACACUCAAGGAUACACUGGAGAUCAGGUCGGAGUUUCCUGUGGAUGGUCAUGUGAUCAGCUUGUGUCACUGCCUAAGAAGCGGCACCGUUGCUCUGCAGCUUGAAGACGGACAAAUAAGGAAACUUUUCAUGGACUCUUCAGAUCUCAAAGUAACAGAAUGGAGGGAUUUUACUGGCAAUACAAUCAACUUUCCCCGACCUUGUGUUCAGACAGCACUGUGUACCCUAAACGGAGAGGAGUAUUUAAUAGGCCUCACAGAAAGAUCUCAGCUCUACAUCGGUGACUCGCAGGUGGCCUCCAACAUCUCCUCAUUUUUAGUUUACGAUGACUUUCUUUUGCUCACCACACACUCUCACAUGUGCCACUGUCUAAACCUCAUCACGCUCUCUAUUAAAGGUUUGCAGUCAGCUCUGAGCUCAGAUGGCGGUCAGAACGAUGAGACGGUACGGAAAGUGGAACGAGGCUCUCGAAUCGUUGCUGUGGUUCCUCAGGAUACCAGACUGAUCCUACAGAUGCCACGAGGGAACCUUGAAACAGUCCAUCAUCGGGCUCUAGUGCUCGCUCAGCUCAGGAAGUGGCUUGAUGGCCUCAGAUUUAAAGAUGCUUUCGAGUGCAUGAGGAAGCUGAGGAUCAACCUCAACCUCAUUUAUGACCACAACCCUGCUGUGUUUCUCCAAAACGUGGAGAUGUUCCUAAAACAAAUCGAUUCCAUCAAUCACAUCAACCUGUUUCUCACUGAACUCAAAGAGGAAGACACCACCAAAACAAUGUACCCAUGUCCUGCGAGCACCACCUCCAGUUCAGCUCCAGGUAAAGCAGGGAAGGUCGACAUCAUCUGCGAUGCGUUACGCUCCACAAUGGAAACUCUUAACAUGCACAAAUAUUGUUUAUGUAUUCUGACGUCUCAUGUGAGAAAGACUACCCCAGAACUGGAAAUCUGUCUGCAGAAGGUUCACGAAUUACUAGUGAACCCACCCAGCGCCGACGAUGCCGUGAGCGCAGAGGAAGCCCUGAAGUAUCUCUUGUUCCUUGUGAAUGUUAAUGAACUUUACGAGCACUCCCUCGGCACCUACGAUUUUGACCUCGUGCUCAUGGUGGCGGAGAAAUCUCAGAAGGACCCCAAAGAGUAUCUGCCCUUCCUGAACAUGCUGAAAACUCUGGAGCCGAACUAUCAGCGCUACACCAUCGACAAACACCUGAAGAGAUACAGAAAAGCUUUACAUCAUAUCAGCAAGUGUGGUGAAGAACAUUUCACAGAGUUGUUAAGCCUAGUCAAGGAUCAUAGACUGUACAACGAUGCUCUCGAGCUCUUCCCCUCAGGCAGUCAGCAAUACAAGUCUCUGAGCGUGGGCUAUGCGGAGUAUCUGGUCGAGCAGCAUCAGGCAGAGCAGGCGGGGCUGUUACUAUGGCGAUGUGGCGAGACCGUCCGUGCUCUCCAGGCUUUCGUCAGCUGUAUGAGCUGGAGACACGCCCUCGCUGUGGCAACACACAUCCCCCUGGCACCCGAACAGCUGACGCAGCUCGCAAGAGACCUGGGAGAGAAACUUCUGGAGGCCAGAAGGCACACGGAAGCCGCUCUGUGUUUGGAACUGUAUGCUAAGGAUUGUGAGGAGGCGAUCUCUGCUCUCAUAGAGGGAGCCGCAUGGGAAGAGGCGCUGAGACUGAUUUAUUUGUACAACAGAGAGGACUUCAUUGAGACUAAUCUGAAAUCCGCUAUUUUAGAUGCUCACAGCAGUCAGAUGUCCUUCAUCGAGUCCCAGAAGGCUUUGUUAAUCCGUCACAAAAAUCGUCUUGCUGUGGUACGAGAGCUCAAAGCAAAGGCCAGUCUGGAGUUAUUUGAUGAAGAGGGUCCUGACUGCGCAGAUUCUGAUCUCUACUCCGAGGCCAGUAGCGUCCUGACCGGCAGCAAUCUUGGUUCAAAGCACUCCCAGAGUAACUCGCGCAUCUCAUCGAGGUCGUCCAAGAACCGGAGGAAAGCAGAAGGAAAAAAAUACAGUCUGAAGGAGGGAAGCCCGUUUGAGGACAUCGCCCUACUGCGUUCACUUAUUCAGAUCAUCACUGUUGUCGACAAGAUGAAAGAGGAGGUUCACAACCUGCUGAAGGUUCUCGUGCUCUUCCUGUUUGAUGUUCAGGCCGGCAGCCUGCAGAGAGAAUACAGUGAGCUUCUUCAGCUCCUUGAGACCAGCAUCCCAGAUAUUUGGAGUGAGAACGCGCAACGGGGCCACAAUCCACUCACAGGUCCUGACUCGACAGCCAAUAGCAUUAUGGCAUCGUUUCAGCAGCAGAGACCGACCGCGUCUCCACAAGAUCCAGAAGUCCUGAUGGCACCCAAGAUGAGAAACACUGUCAAGUGGAAACUAACCAUUCUGAAAUAGCCUGUAUUUAACAUUUUUCUUUAGUUGUAUUUUAUGAAAUCCAGCAUUGUUUAAUGGUACAUUGUGGAAGAAUUAAAGAUAGUAAAGGAUGUAGUUGAGUGUUACAUUUUUUUCCUUUCUGAUUAACUUCAAUAUGCAACAUCGAUAUAUGGCUUGUUGGCUUUAAUAUUCAUUUUUUUAAACUUAUAUAAAACAAUCAUUUAGGUCAGUAUUGCGUUAAUAUUUGUCAUCUCCAAACAGAUUAUGUUUUAAGGAAAAUAACUUCUGUUUCUAUAGCCCAUUUUUCACAAUUAUUUGCGAGCAGCUUCACAUCCAUAUAGAUACUAAUAAGAGAACCAGAGAUCUAUGAAAACAUUGUGAUCCUGAAGUUUUCUUACUGUAAUACUGUAUACUGACAAAUUGUCUGAAAAAGUGAAACUGAAAAGUUUGUUAUUGGUGUGUUUUAUUCAUAUAGUGCUAGUAAUUGCUGUAGCAAAUUGUACACGGGAUGUAUACCGACUGUAAAAGUAUUUAUUAGAUUGUAAUGCGUUUCUAAAUAGAACGUUGAUGAUAGAUAAAUAAAAAACUGAAAACCAA
This is a messenger RNA of Triplophysa dalaica, 4665 nucleotides long. RefSeq names its product elongator acetyltransferase complex subunit 1 (gene elp1). Bases 148 to 4089 code for a protein of 1313 amino acids. Gene Ontology annotation, biological process: tRNA wobble base 5-methoxycarbonylmethyl-2-thiouridinylation. The transcript is spliced from 37 exons. The record is from RefSeq and is a predicted model, not a curated record. NCBI's taxonomy places the organism in Eukaryota, Metazoa, Chordata, Actinopteri, Cypriniformes, Nemacheilidae. Gene Ontology annotation, molecular function: protein binding; tRNA binding. Gene Ontology annotation, cellular component: cytosol; elongator holoenzyme complex.